AUAGAGAGAAGUUUGCUGCAGCAAUGGCAAGAACCAAGCAGACCGCUCGUAAAUCCACCGGUGGUAAAGCCCCGAGGAAGCAGCUCGCUACCAAAGCCGCCCGUAAGAGCGCUCCGGCCACCGGCGGCGUCAAAAAGCCCCAUCGCUACAGGCCCGGGACCGUGGCUCUCCGAGAGAUCCGCCGCUAUCAGAAGUCCACCGAGCUGCUGAUCCGCAAACUGCCCUUCCAGCGGCUGGUGAGAGAAAUCGCUCAGGACUUCAAGACAGAUCUGCGCUUCCAGAGCUCCGCUGUCAUGGCCCUGCAGGAGGCCAGCGAGGCUUAUUUGGUCGGUCUGUUUGAGGACACCAACCUGUGCGCCAUCCACGCCAAGAGAGUCACCAUCAUGCCCAAAGACAUUCAGCUGGCCCGCCGCAUCCGCGGAGAGCGCGCCUAAAUCCAUAUCAACCACAUCAAACCCCAAAGGCUCUUUUAAGAGCCACCAAAAUCAGACUGAAUGAAAAUUUCCAAUGUAAUGCUUAAAAUAACGAAUAUUUUAAUAACUUAAGUCUGAAUAAUAAGCAACAUAAAGGGAGCGGGCGAUCGUUUAACCCGCAUAUGCUGUUGGGUGAAUUUGACCCGUUUUAAUUUGAGUUGAAACGUAAAUUAACCCUUUAUUUUUAUUUAUUUUUUUUCUUAGAAAUUGUGAUUAACCCAAUUAGGGUCAUGAACAUACAUGCAAAGUUUCAACACGCUGAUGUGUUGUGAAAGGUGCAUAGGCUACAGAAACUUUAUACUUUCUUACUGUUCGUGGGCCAAUUUUACCCAUAUAAACAGCAACUCAAAAACUAGACCCAAAAUACAAACCACUUCUGUGUUGUAAGUCACAGCUCUUCAACUCUAGUCCUGAAGUGCCAGUGUCUUGCUGAGUUUAACAACUUUUUAUUUUCAAAGUUUUUGAAAAUAUAAAGUUGUUUUACCUGUUAAUUGUCUGUCCCACUUUUUGAUCAUAGAUAUGAAAAUGACUUUUCCAACUUUUUUUUUUAAAAUCUUGAAUACUUCAGUUUGGCAUCUUUUUAAAGGGAACUUUACAGAUUAUUGUAGAAGGUAAAAAAAAAAAAAAAUGGAAAAUUAAAGUUUAAAAAAAGUUGUAGAAGUUUAUGAAAAUUUAAAACAUAUAUUUUAUAUAAAAUAAUUAUUUUACUGAACAUGUUUGUAACAUCUGCAUCCGCCAUCCAUUCCUCCAACCGCCAGAGGGAGCCAUCUCCCGAAUACUGAACACUGCCGGAUCUUCUCUCUUCACUUCCUGUCUCUACCUGUUAUAAGCCAUGUUGUUUGUACAUCAUGUUGCGAAGUAUUGUCAGUUUACCCUGUCUCUACCAAGCGUUCAUAUUACCCUGUUUGUUUGCCACGUGUAUGUCUCUGCUUGUUUAUGAACGCAACUUUUGGAUUACUGUUUUGGAUUAGUUUGCUGUCUGGACUGCCGCUAUUGUUAUUGACCCUUUGCUUGUUUGUUGACCACACUUCCUGCUCUGAAUCUAACUUUGUACUGUUGUGCUGAAUACAACUGGAUUCAAAUAUUCAACCGAGUCAGUCAUCGUUGCAAUGUUCAACUCUAAAACUUCAAGACAAUCAAACUAAAUAUCUGAACAAGGUCUGUUCCAAGUUUUA
This is a messenger RNA of Ctenopharyngodon idella (grass carp), 1648 nucleotides long. RefSeq names its product histone H3. NCBI's taxonomy places the organism in Eukaryota, Metazoa, Chordata, Actinopteri, Cypriniformes, Xenocyprididae. The record is from RefSeq and is a predicted model, not a curated record. Bases 24 to 434 code for a protein of 136 amino acids. Gene Ontology annotation, cellular component: nucleosome. Gene Ontology annotation, molecular function: structural constituent of chromatin; protein heterodimerization activity; DNA binding. The transcript has a single exon.